Molecule: messenger RNA, 1845 nt
Organism: Penicillium verrucosum
Lineage: Eukaryota; Fungi; Ascomycota; Eurotiomycetes; Eurotiales; Aspergillaceae
Exons: 5
Coding region: 1-1845 (614 amino acids)
Biological process (GO): oligopeptide transport; transmembrane transport
Cellular component (GO): membrane
Molecular function (GO): dipeptide transmembrane transporter activity
Source: RefSeq, a predicted model, not a curated record
AUGAAUGCCAGCGAUCCUGUCGAUGUGGCUGAGAUUGCCAAAUCAAAGGAAAUCUCACACAAUAUCGGUCUCAACGAGAAAGUCCCCGUGGUUGAUGAGUUGACUAUCGACAAUGCCCCCCUGCGGGACGCGUCAAUCGAAGGUGAUUCUCUGGAUAAAACAAAUCCUACCGAGGAGGAACUGGCCACUUUGCGCCGUGUUGCCGGCACCCUACCAGUGGCUGCAUACAGCGUUGCCUUUGUGGAACUGUGCGAGCGUUUCUCGUACUACGGUGCUACUGCUGUUUUUGUCAAUUUCAUUCAGCGACCUAUGCCCGUUGGAUCCACCACCGGUGCCCUCGUUCCAGGUGUCUCCAACUGGAGCAAUGAUUCGCCCGGGGCUCUGGGUAUGGGCCAGCAGGCCUCCACUGGAUUGACAUUGUUUAACUCCUUCUGGUCCUACAUCAUGCCUCUCUUUGGUGCUAUGGUUGCUGAUCAAUGGUGGGGUCGUUACCGCACCAUCAUGUCCGCGAUUGCCUGUGCACUCGUUGGACACAUCAUUCUCAUCAUUUCCGCCAUUCCGCAGGUUAUGCAAAGUCCCAACGGAGCCAUUGCAUGCUUCUCUAUUGGUCUUAUUAUCAUGGGUGUAGGAACUGGUGGUUUCAAGGCCAAUAUUGCCCCCCUGAUUGCCGAGCAAUAUCGCGAGGACAGGCCUUAUGUUACAACACUUGCUUCUGGUGAGCGUGUCAUCGUUGACCCGUCUGCUACUGUUGCCCGUAUCUACAUGUACUUCUACAUGAUGGUCAAUAUCGGUUCUUUUGUCGGUCAGGUCGCCAUGGUCUACGCCGAGCGAUAUGUGGGUUUCUGGCUCUCUUAUCUGCUCCCCACAGCCAUGUUCUGUCUGUGCCCUGCUGUGUUGCUUGUCUGCAAGAAGCACUAUAUUCUCACUCCUCCCGGUGGAUCAAUCUACCCCAAAGCUUUCAAAGUAUCAAUGUUGGCGAUGAAGGGCCGCUGGACCCUAAACCCCAUGCGAUGGUUCAAGAGCUCUGGAGUCGAUAUUUGGGCUGCAGCCAAGCCCAGCCACCUCGGAGCCAACAAGCCAGCGUGGAUGGACUUCGACGAUGCGUGGGUUGAUGAAGUUCGCCGAGGACUGCUUGCCUGCAGAGUGUUUUUGUGGUACCCCCUUUACUGGCUCGCCUACAACCAAAUGUUGAACAACCUGACAUCUCAAGCGGCCACCAUGAAACUUGGAGGUGUCCCCAACGACAUCAUCAACAACCUCAACCCCAUUGCACUCAUCAUCUUCAUCCCCAUCUUCGAUCAUCUCGUAUACCCUGGUAUUCGCAAGAUGGGUUUCCACUUCACCCCCUUGAAGCGUAUCACGGCCGGUUUCAUCGUGGCUGCUCUCAGCAUGGUCGUUGCUGCAGUCACCCAAUACUACAUCUACAAGUUGGGGCCCUGUGGUAACCAGGCCAACAUGUGUCUAGAGGUUAAGCACGAGCACACCAACAUCUCUGUUUGGAUCCAAGCCCUGACCUAUAUCAUGGGUGGUAUUUCCGAGAUCCUUGCAUCCAUCACUUCCCUCGAGUAUGCCUACACCAAAGCCCCGAAGAACAUGCGAUCCCUCGUCCAGGCUGUCUCCCUUUUGAUGAACGCCUUCUCAUCUGCCAUUGGUCAGGCUUUCAUUGGUCUGGCUGAUGAUCCUCUCUUGACUUGGAACUACACCGUGGUUGCUAUCCUCGCCUUCCUGGGUGGUGUUGGAUUCUGGGCCACCAACUACAAGUUGGACGCCCAGGAGGAUGCCAUGAACAUGCUUCCAGACAGCGACUUCACUCCCCACACGGUUGUCGAUGAGGAGCGGAGAUAA